Messenger RNA from Blumeria graminis f. sp. triticale, 1416 nucleotides. The record is from the annotation of a GenBank genome assembly. Lineage: Eukaryota; Fungi; Ascomycota; Leotiomycetes; Helotiales; Erysiphaceae.
AUGGAGCAUAUUUAUCCUAUUAUGCCGCUAGUAUAUAUGCCAGCCCUCAGAGAGUCUAUAUCCCGACCACUUGAGAUGGACGAAAAGAAUCUUAUUUAUUCUUUGUGUGCCCUUACUUCAACACACAUGUCAGGAAAAAUAAUAGUAGCCCCAGGCCCACAAUCCUGGGAUACUGCCGGGCGUUUCUUUUUGGAUCAAUGUAUUUCAGUGCGACAAUCUUACGAUUUUGUAGAAGAUAAAUCACUUUCGGCAGUCAUAUCAUCUUAUUUCGUCUCAACAGCCUUUUUUGAGCUGAACCAGAACCGAAAAUCAUGGUACUAUCUUCGGGAAGCCUUGACCAUGGGUCAAGAUCUAGGAUUCCAUGAUGAAAGCUCAUAUGUAGAUUUAUCACCCGAAGAAGCACUAUGUCAUCGCCGUACCUUCUGGAUCUUAUAUGUAACAGAAAGGUCCUUCGCUAUACUCCGAAAUAAGCCUCUUACUCUUUCAAAGGCCCCUAAAUUUCCUACCACACUUCAUGAAUACGAAGCGCCAGAAAUUCACUCCGGCUUUAUGCACCUCAUCAAUACUUAUCAUCUUCUCGAUGCUGCCUUUGUAGAUACAUGGAAUGAAUGUACACAAGCACCUACUAGUACUACAACUUAUACUCUUCUUCAGGAACGGCUGAACAUCGCCCAUCCAAUCUCAAUGGCUCUAACAAGUAUACAGAGAGCUGAUAUUCUCGUGACGCAACAAUGGUUACGGCUUAUAGUAUGGCAGUCUUCAAUGCGACAAGGCUUACUCUCUUCAGCUUCUGCCGAUGAGUCUAUGACGUUUCAUUACCCGUUUCGUAUUGCACAUUCACUACUAACAGCAAUUUCCUCACUUCCGUCCACAGCAGUUGAUGUACAUGGCAUGGGUAUAUUUGAAAAGAUAUUUGAGAUUGCUAAUACCACGCUUGAUGUUAUACAAGCAUGUGGCACUGGAUCUGAGAUGGUAAAAUAUGGUAUUUGUCAGGACCCGUUUGGUGUGUUUGUACGGACUCUUUCCUCCACGCCAAAGUCUCAGAAACAAUACGCGAAUUUACUUCUGGAGAAAGUAGCCGAGAAGCCAGAAAUCGCUCGCCUUUCUAGUGGCCUUUGGAGCAGUAAUUUAACGCUACCCUGCUUGGCAGAUGGUCUUCAGGAAAGCCUCACUAUCGUCGAAAAUGAUGAUGCUGCUUCAGGGUCGGCAGGGGUGCAGGUAUGGAAGGGUAGCAUUAUUGGCGAGGUAUGUGAGGAUGUUAAAGUUCAAAUGCCUAAAGAUUAUAGACCCAUCGAUGAUUCAGAGAUUUCAACCUUUGAUCACGCCGAAGGCAGAAAGUCUUCGUGGGAGACCAACAUCAGCCCAAAAGCUCUCGAGGAUUUUGACGAGGAAAUAGGGAAGUUAAAUGUCACGUGA